AUGGCAGCUGUCGGCCUGGCUCUUGCGGGCCAGACUCCCGCCAUUGGUUCGAUGACCUCAAGCCUGCAAAGUAUCCUGAUGAACACCCACGGGAGCAAGGACUAUGAAUACCCAACGGACAUAACGCGAGAUAUCUUACCGAUUCCUGUCCAUUCCCACAAUGAUUACUGGAGAAAUGAGCCUUUCUGGACCGGUCUAUCAAAAGGCUGUACAUCAACUGAAGCCGACGUCUGGUUGUAUAAUGGCACUCUUUACGUUGGGCAUGAUCAAUCUGCUUUAACUUCUAGUCGCACCCUUGAAAGCCUCUACAUCAAUCCGAUCCUCGAAGUCCUGGAUCGCCAAAAUCCCAAGAGCCCCUUUGUUCCGGCUCCAACCAAGAAUGGCGUUUGGGAUACAGACACCACACAAACCCUCUACUUUUUCAUUGACGUGAAGACGUCCGGGCCGGAGACUUUCAAAGCAGUCAUCGAAGCCCUUGAGCCCCUUCGAGCGAAGGGAUAUCUCACUUCAGUCAAGGAUGGCAAGACUCUCAACGGCCCUGUGACUAUCAUCGGCACUGGCGAAACUCCAUUGGAGAUGAUCACUUCUGUAGCCGAUCGAGACUACUUCUUUGAUGCGCCUCUCGCGAAAUUGAAGGAUCCCCAGUAUUCUGAGAUAAACGGCCUUGUCGCACCCAUCGCUUCAACUGAUUUCCAAGCUGUGGUUGGCAAGGUGACCCUCGAUACCGACCCUGUGCUCAAUGAAGGCCAACUCCAAGUUCUUCGCCAACAGAUUGCCGAUGCAAAUGAGCGAGGCAUUGGUGCUCGAUACUGGAACACACCUCACUUCCCUAUCCGUACGCGCAAUCUUGUCUGGAGGACCCUUCUCCGAGAAGGGGUGGCUCUUCUGAAUGCUGAUGACUUGGAUGCUGUUGCGGCGUAUUUCUAG
This is a messenger RNA of Penicillium chermesinum, 927 nucleotides long. RefSeq lists its product as uncharacterized. Lineage: Eukaryota; Fungi; Ascomycota; Eurotiomycetes; Eurotiales; Aspergillaceae. The transcript has 6 exons. Gene Ontology annotation, biological process: lipid metabolic process. The record is from RefSeq and is a predicted model, not a curated record. The coding region runs from base 1 to 927 and encodes 308 amino acids. Gene Ontology annotation, molecular function: phosphoric diester hydrolase activity.